Messenger RNA from Anthonomus grandis grandis, 1528 nucleotides. Its product is annotated as putative inorganic phosphate cotransporter. The record is from RefSeq and is a predicted model, not a curated record. Bases 140 to 1504 code for a protein of 454 amino acids. Gene Ontology annotation, molecular function: transmembrane transporter activity. Gene Ontology annotation, biological process: monoatomic anion transport; transmembrane transport. Gene Ontology annotation, cellular component: plasma membrane. Lineage: Eukaryota; Metazoa; Arthropoda; Insecta; Coleoptera; Curculionidae. The transcript has 8 exons.
UUAUUUACUAACAUACUUGGUUUACUUUAAACAGUAUCAUAUCUGAUUAUGUCAAUGGCUCUUGGUUGACAAAUAUUAGUAAUAUUCUGUUUACAGAAUGAUGAAUAUACUCGUUUUAAUAAUAUUUUUUUUUAAUUAAAUGAAUAACGAAAGCGAUGCAGUGAUUCCAGAUAAGCGCUGUGGUACACGCCAUAUUCAAGUAGCACUACUUUUUUUCGCUUUUUGUAUAAGUAUGUCUCAAAGGACUAAUUUGACUGUCUCCAUUGUCGCUAUGUUGGAUAACUCUACCAGCUCUAAUCCAAAUGUAGCAACAUAUAAUUGGACAAACCCCAGCAUCGUUCUAGGAGCAUUGUUUUACACUUAUCCUGUUUUUCAAAUUCCUGCUGGGUUUUUAUCUAAAUUUUAUGGAGGGAAACAUUUGCUUCUAUGGAGUUUUUUUGCUAAUACCGUGGCUUGCAUUAUGGUGCCCUUAGUUUCUAGUCCAUGGGGAUCUAAUGGAGUUAUUGCCAUGAGAGUAAUUCAAGGACUAGCUCAGGGGUCUAUUUUUCCUACUACCCAGACGCUUUUAGGAAGGUGGGCUCCUGUAGAAGAAAGAAGUACAUUUGGUGGCAUAAUUUAUUCAGGUAUAAGUACGGGGUCUGUUAUAGCAUUUGUCACCUCAGGUUACAUCUGUUCGUCCACACUUGGUUGGCCAUUUACAUUUUACCUAUGGGGGGCAGUAGGGCUACUUUGGUGUGUCUUAUAUUUUUUCCUUGGUUUUAAUUGUCCUGCUGCUCAUCCACGUAUAAGACCUGGAGAACGUGCUUUUAUUGAACAAUCAUUGCAUCAAACGGAGACAGACCUGCACCCAAAAUUGCCUUUAAAAUCGAUCUUGACAUGCACACAUUUCUGGGCAAUAGUUUCCGCGAAUAUCGGCAAUGCCUGGAUUUACACCAUUUUAAUGACCGAAGUGUCGUCGUACUUUGCAAAAGUGAUGAAAUUUAACAUAAAUUCGAAUGGAUUAGUAAGUGCUAUUCCGUAUACUGCGGCAGCUAUAUCAGGAUUUAUAUUUGCCCCUAUUGCUGAUUGUCUUAUUGAGAAGCAUCUUUUAAGCAGAGUAAACACAAGGCGAGCUAUGCAAUGUAUUGGUUCCUAUGGCAUGUCUAUAUGUUUAAUCUUAGUCGGUUAUGUAGCAUAUACUCAAUUAGCAGCAGUGACACUUCUUACCACAGCAAAUAUUUUUUAUGCAGCAACACUGCUGGGUUAUCCCUUGGGACCUGUAGACCUAUCUCCCAAGUUUUGCGGCAUUAUGUAUGGAAUUAGCAAUACUAUUAGUUUUGGUAUUGCGGCAUUUUGUCCUGUUUUAGUGCAUUUUGUUGUUAAAAAUAAGGAAAACGCAAAAGAAUGGCAAAUGGCAUUUUUAAUAACAGGAGUGUUAUUUAUAAUUUGCGCCACCCUGUACGCUAUUUUCAUUUCUGCUGAGAGGCAACCGUGGGAUAGUGUGCCAGAGCAAGCUAAUAUUUAAAAAAUAAAAUAUCUGUUGUUAAAU